AUGGACUUCCCCCGCACUCCAGUACGGAGCGGGAAAGAGCUGUACCAGCUGAUUGACACGCUCAACAAACAGUUCGCAUUGGAAAUCCCCAAUCCUCGGAUCUACUCCCCCUCCACCGCACGUGACGACAAGUCCCUCCGAUGGCGCAGUUAUCGUGGUAUCCAGCGGCUUUAUUACGAUCGCAACGUUGAUCUGAAUCGCAUCCUGAAUAGUUUCGACGAGUGGGUCUCUUCCCAAACAGCGCCACCGCUGGUCAACAAUGCACGUAAGCGGGUAGCAAAUAACUUGCUUCUGGACGGGGGUCGUGGACUGCUUUCUCGACAGGACGGGAACGAGCGUUUGAGGUACUUUGUGAAAUUAAUCGAUGAUGAGUUAUAUCUAUUGGGUAAGGGUUCCUUCGUGUCCCAUCUGGGUGAGAAUGAACAACAGCCUCUGGUGGAACAGCCAGCUAUAGAAUGCAGAAAGAGAAGAUUAUCUUCGGAAGAUGACGAAUUCUAUACUGCCCCAAACUCCCCGGUUAAAAACGCCGAUUCCUCUCACUCGCCUCCUCCAGGCACGGACGAGUUUCAAAAUCUGACAAUUGAACAUGUGGCUGGUGAGCUUGACGCCGACACAGCCGUUGACAGCCUGGCCCGUGUGUUUAAAACGCCCAAAUCCACAGAGACAACAAAAGCACCGUCCAAAUUCCUGGAAAAAUUAACUGCGCCAGGCAAUUUUCGGCAAUACGAUCCCGUGCCAUCUGCGAAGACCAAACCGGAGUUCAGUUUCACGUCAACUACCACAGUUCCAAAUACCUCGAUCAAUACCAGUCUCAGCCGGUUUGAUACUUCAUUCACAUCAACUGUCACAGAUGCCACCGAUCCAAUCACCGACUCGGACUCUUUAUAUGAGGAUUCCGUAGUGAGCCAUCUGCUAAGUCAGGAGAUGCGAAUGACUCUGGAGGCGCAGCAGUCGUUCAAUGAGGGAUCCUUCCAAGCACCCCGCUACUCUUAUGAAGGAGAGAUAAUGAACGAGCUCCUUCAAAAUGGGCCCUUCGCACUCGACCACAAAUUCCCCGGCACAGUGCCGCUGCGGUAUCGAUACGAACUGGAGAGAAUAGGCCGAUCCUGGAAUGUGCCGCUGGAUCGCAUGCUUGUAGGAAACAACAUAUCUUUCAAGUCAAGAGAUGACUUUUGGAAAUGGAUCGAGAGACAUAAUCAGCGAGGAGCAAACCCGCUCCCAGAAAAGCCAUCCAGUAGGGCAUGGGAUGCUGCCACUGGAUCUUUUAGGACAGACAAGCAUUCCGAGGUGGUCGUCCUCACAGGUGAUUUGGAUUGGUGCAGUGAUUCCGAGCCUGGCAUUCUAAAAUUGAGCCUGAACCCUCUCAAGGCAGAGAGGACGUGUCGGUUCCACCGCCGCUUUGGCUCUGACCGAUUCCUUAGCCUGACGAUCCCUGCUCCGGCUCGGCCUCCUCCUUAUCUACGGUUACCAGCGCAGCCCUCACUUUUGCGUGAGAGCUUAGCCUUGUGGCUGACACAAAACGUCCACCGAUGUCUAGGAAGGAUAUGGAAGCCAUUCUUCGUGGAAGAAGUUAAGAUGAAGCGCAAGGCUAUGGCAGAGCCAAGGUUUAGAGUUGAAUUCUUUGCCAUUGACGGGGUGGAUUUUGAUCAUACUCCUGAUCCGCCGCUCAUUGCUCUUAAGCAGGAAAGCACAGGCCAUACUCCAAUGGCCCUCGACCCACUUAUCCAGUGGCAUAUGCCAGCAGACCCAAAUAUAGGCCAAUCCAAUUGCAAGCUAUUCCAACGAAUUUCUUUGGGGCUUUCUAAGACUUUUGCAACGGUGACCGUGAGGCCAAAGCAGGUUUUGCACCUGAAGGACAUUCCUAAUCGCCCAGUCAUGAACGACGGCUGUGCCCUUAUGUCCCGGAGUCUAGCCAAUCAGAUCUGUGAUUCACUGGGGAUUACAGGGAACACACCAAGCUGCUUCCAAGGAAGAAUUGCGGGCGCUAAAGGCUUGUGGAUGGUGGACAAGCAUCAGUCUCAGGCUUCGCCGGGAGGCGAUGAUAUCUGGAUUCAAAUAUCCGACUCGCAGUUGAAGAUCAAACCACAUCCACAAACAUGGCAAGAUCCUGUAGAUGAAGAGCAGCUGACCUUUGAGGUUGUAAAAUGGUCCAAGCAUCUGCAUCCCGUCGAUUUGAACACCCAAUUGCUGGCGAUUUUGGAGCACGGUGGGCCCGUCAAGGAGCGUAUAGCCGAGCUUACACGGGCCAGCAUCCGAGCUGUGUAUCAAGAUUUCGCAGAGGUGCUUAAGUCCGACAGCCCUGUUCUCUGUCGUAGCUUGAUCCAGAAGAUCCGACCGGUGGCGGAUGACAGCACCAGGCUGGCGCUUCAUAAAGCUAGGCGCCUGGAUCAGUGGACCGCAAGUGAUGCUGAGACCUUAAUUCGCCUCACCGAAGCCGGCUUUACACCCCGAAGCUUCUACCCCCUUCGUAAGCGGCUUGGAAAAUGUCUCCGAGAUGUGCUGGACCGACGAGUAGAGGAACUACAUAUCGAGGUACCGCUUUCUACGUACGCCUUCUGCAUUGCGGAUCCAUACGGAGUACUAAAAGAGGAUGAAAUUCACUUUGGCUUUUCCAAUAAUUGGCAAGACGCCCAGGGUCAAUUCGAGGAUAAUCUCCUGGAUGGUAUGGACGUUCUUGUGGGCCGUCUUCCGGCCCAUCUUCCUUCUGACAUCCAGCGGCGCAAGGCCGUAUGGAAGCCAGAGCUUCGCCAUUUCAAAGAUGUCAUUGUGUUUCCCACUGCAGGUCAGAUUCCGCUAGCCCAUAUGUUAUCUGGUGGGGAUUACGAUGGCGAUACGCCAUGGAUUUGCUGGGAUCAAGGGAUCGUCCAGGCCUUUGCAAAUUCUGACCUGCCCGCAGAAGAGAAACCACCGGAACACUUCGGUCUCACCAAGCAUUCUGUUCCCAUGGAGCAGAUUCACUCGGUUGACGAGUUCCUCCAGAGUGCUUUUACGUUCAACCUGACUUUAUCGAAUCUAGGUAGGUGCACUAUCGAGCACGAAAAAAUCGCCUACGAUGAGUCAAUUGACUCACACAGCGCCAAAGAACUUGCGUGUCUUCUAAGUCACUUGGUCGAUGGACGCAAGGGCGGGGUGCAUCUGUCAGAGCAUGCAUGGCAGCAGUAUCGCAAGAAAAUCAGUCCGAAAGCCCGAGAGUUGCCGGCGUACAAGAAUCCCGAUCGGAAGCCCAAAAAGACGAACAUCAUCGAUUACCUGCGAUUCGAUGUGGCUCGCAAAGAGCGGCAUGCUGUAUUAAAGCAGCUAGAGAGUUUAUUCCCGGAGUCAGAUCACUCUUGCAACAGAGACGAAGAUCUCAUAGGGCCAUGGAACGAGGCCUGCAAGCAGGCUGAGAAGGAGAGCAAGAGCGGACAGCUUCACGACGUACUUAAAAGGGUUGUAAAUGAAGUCGAAGAGCUGUAUAGCCAAUGGACUCGCUCAUUCUCCUCAGAGGGUUCGUUUUCGGUCCUGGCAUUGGACAUCGCUGGUCGUGCGAGAACGAUUCUACCCCCCUCUACAGGGGAUCACCCAAUGAUCCAUCUCUGGCAAAACAGUCGGGACGCAUGGCUGCAACUGAUCGCGUCGUAUACGUACAAAAAACACCCCCACUCCGGUUUUUGGAUCCAUGCGUUCGGCGAAACCUUAUGUCAAGUGAAAACAAACAGUGUCCCCUCGCGCCCCGUGACCCAUGAAAUCCUGGCUUGCUACCGAGUCAACCACAAAGUGAUCGCGCGACUGACGGCGCAGGACACAGUAGAGGAGGAGGAAGACGACGAGGACGAAUAUGAGGGACAGGAGGCAAUUGAUGCGAUGCUGUAUGGGACGCAGGCAUCGGGAGCUUAUUAUGACCCGGACGAUGGAGCAUCGCUGGAAUGA
Molecule: messenger RNA, 3909 nt
Organism: Aspergillus tanneri
Lineage: Eukaryota; Fungi; Ascomycota; Eurotiomycetes; Eurotiales; Aspergillaceae
Product: RNA dependent RNA polymerase
Exons: 1
Coding region: 1-3909 (1302 amino acids)
Biological process (GO): siRNA processing
Cellular component (GO): nuclear RNA-directed RNA polymerase complex
Molecular function (GO): RNA-directed RNA polymerase activity
Source: RefSeq, a predicted model, not a curated record